Porites lobata is the source of this 10277-nucleotide messenger RNA. The record is from the annotation of a GenBank genome assembly. NCBI's taxonomy places the organism in Eukaryota, Metazoa, Cnidaria, Anthozoa, Scleractinia, Poritidae.
AUGGAUGCACUUGGGAGACGUCUCGGAAGGAUUGCUAACCUCACAAGAACUCGAACUUUUCUAGUUUAUUGACGUCAUCAGCGUGCUCAAUGGGAAUAGGAAGCACGCUUGCGCUAUUGAUUUUGAUUAGGCGAUUAUUCUAACUAUGUUAUAACGGUAGUUAACCUGGUGAUGUGAUGACGUCAUCAGUUAAACAACUGUAAAUGCACGAGCUCAGUAUGUUCAAAACAUGUUCUGAGCAAAGGUGAGGGCUGUUCGAAUCGUUGUUCAUCAAAAAAUGAAAAUGGCUAAAUUUUAUCUCCAUUUUUUGUAGAAUCCAAGAUGUCUAUCAUAGUUCGAUUGUCUUUUCUUUUAUAGAUCAUAGAACGAACGUGAAAAAAUGUGCAAAACCGUGCACAUACCGUAGGCAAGUGUUUUUACUCCACUUGAUAUCGCGGCUUAUCAAACCGGGCUAAUAUUGACAUUUUACAGACUUCCUUGUAUAACAACGUAACUGCCCAGAGUGGAAACAAGCUAAAUGGUGUGUUUGCUGUUUGAUUUUGAUUCCUCUUUGCUGACUGGAAAUAGCUGAAUGUAAUUUAGAGAACAAAAUGGAAAUCAAUGUUUGGCUUGAUGUUCUUUCUUCCUAAUUUACGUACUGAAGGACAUAUCGUACAGGAAAAUUAGUGGCAAACGUUUUCCGGAUAUUUGUAUCGUCAUGUCCGAGUCAUCCCUCAAGCUUCUUUGAUUAAUGACAACUGAAACUGACUCUGAAACAUCCUGAGCAAGUGUCAUUGAUUCCGCAACACAAUUCAGUAUUGUCUGUCAAUGGUCGGUCAUAACUUAAACACUAUUUCUUCCCAUAUAAAAUACCACACUGUCAGUCCGUGUCCCGAUGCGAUGCUGUGAGGACUGUUGAAGAUAAAUAACAAGGUUUCAAAAGGCAAACAAAGGUAGGCAAGACAAACGUUCCAUUCACUUAUAUAUUAGCAAAACUUCCAUUGCCUUAAAGAAAAUUUAAAUUCACUCUGGGUUUAAUUAGAAAUUGCUGAUUGUAAAUAGUUUAUUUUCUGUUAGAUUAGUUAAAGUUACACUGGUAAGUCAACAGGGAGCUUAAGCGGGACGACAACGACCGCAACGACGACCUCAAAAAAACAAUAGCACGACUACGACGUGAAACCUCCUAACUUGCCGUUUUACGGAGGACGUGGACAUACGACGACGAAUUCUCCUUCCUCUUUUUGAACCUGAAUAAAAUCCUUAAGAAUUCAACUCCAGGAAAAGUCGCCUGCAUUUGACAUAUCGAGCGGGUCCAAAUAGACGCGAUUAAGUUUGAAAGAACGCAAAUUUAUUUUUUCACAGACGUUUUCACUGUUGUCGUCGUUGUCCUCGCUUAAUGUUCCUAAAUGUACAUUGAAAACCCACUUUGUGAGUAGUUGAAUGCGGUGGUAUUUUACUAAGGCUGGGUUUACCGUUCACACUACACUGAAUAGCUUUUGCAACGCCACGAAAAUAAAACUGGAUAGGUCGAGGAUAGGGCUUUUGUUCACAGACAAGGAAGGUGACUUUGGUGCGAUUUUUGUGACUGAGCGAAACUGCGCUACGCCAAUUUCUAAAGUAAAGAGUCGCAUAGAUGUUCAUACCGUAAUUCCGUGCAAAAGUGUCUGUCCAAUCACUACACAAUUCUGCAGCGUUGUUCGUAAAUCAUUGAGCACGGUGACACGGGGGUUACUCCAGAGGGGUGUCAGUGACUCUCACAACCAAAUAAGUGCGAUGUUAAUAUAUUUUAUUUCUGAGUGACUUACUCUUUCACUUCACAAUUCUUCAACUUCCUUAGCAAUGUCUUUCCUCAAAUUAACCCUCUUCUUGGUAGUUCUCUUUCUUCCUCUUUUUCUAUAACUGCUUACUCCUUCUUCUAAAAGCUUACUUUUCAACUGCUCUCUAUUUAUUUGUUUGGUUGUCCAUAAUAUGUUCAUGUUAAUAACAAUGCGUAGGAUACAUUUACGUUCUAAUUAGCAUACGAUUAAUUCGUAACCUAAAAUUUCUUUAAAAAGCUUUUCUUCAGUUCUGGAGCAGGAUAACUACUAAGGAAAACUAACUAAGUAAAGUUUAGUAAAAGAAAGUGUCCAUUAAAAGAUAAGUAUUUUCCGAGGGACAUCAAGUCAGGAGACAUGAUGUCCCACUCUCAAAAACCUUAUUUACUCACGAACACAGGAAAUGAUAAAGUCUUAACUUAGUUACAGUCCUAAAGUCAUGGAAUGCAGAAAGAGUGAUUAAGAGGUACAUGGGGGUGUAGAUGGGAGUUUUCUUUGGCUAGUAACCAACUAAAGAAUGACGCACAUGUUCUGAUUCCGUGCGUGAUGCAGGGAAGCACACUUUUUAAUAUUUAUUCUUCUAAAUAAAGAGUUCAUUAGCAAAUGUGUUUUAUAUCUUAUUUCAAACUUAUUAAUGAACAGCUAAAUUUUUCCAGGACCUACAAAGCUUCCUACAACGAUAUAUGUCAAUAUUCAUUUCAACUUGAUCAGAUAAAAUUUAAUUGUCAGCAAUCAAUCAAGAUCAUUUUUCAUACUUCACCUUUUUAUAUUUUAAAUGUUGUUCAUUAGUAUUAUGUAAAGGAUACAUUUGGCUAAAUCGAGUUAAAUUCAGGUUUCGCUUUAAAAAUCAUUGGAAAGAUAUAUAUGACUUCCAUUUGCUUAUAAUAUUUUUCAGGGAGAUUGGUCCCGUGACAACGGUUUCAGCGUUUUCCCAGUUCUUUCAGUGUUCUUUCCAUCGAGCACUGUUGUUUGGAGGUUUUAUAACUGACCUCCUUGUGAAUAGCAAGGUUUCAGAAGGCAAUAAGAAGUGGGGCGACAUAAUAUUUGUCUCAGUGCAGACAGGGAUGCUAGAAGUAAGGUUUACAUAGAAUUUGAUAAUCAGUGGAACUUUUUUUAAUAGCUAAUUUUCAUGUCAUUUAUACAUGGUUUAAUGAUCUUUAAUCUGAAGGGAGGCUCUUGAUAAAGUAAGGACCGCCGUAUUUAAAUUACAAUACCGUAGAAAGCCGGAUUUUGUGAAAUAUAUCUGUGGUUUGAUAUGGGACGAAUUCUACAAAGAUAUUGUUUCAUCUUUUCAAAUGACUUUGGAUUACAUAUUUAACAUUUAAAGUAUAUGUUCAACAAACGCGACUAAUAUUGCUGCUUUUACUUCCGUCUUAAAAUUGCCUAGAAGUUGAAGCUUACUUCCAGCCUGGUUAUAAUUUCGUUAAAUUCAUGACUAGAAACAGGGAGUGGCCUGGUUAGUCAAUUGCAAGUGGUUUAAUAUUUCUUGUUUCUUAAGCCAAAGGAUGAAUGCCGCGAGUGUAGUCUUAAUGUUCUUUGUCGUUCACAAGACACUGAAUUUAGUAUUGCUUACAGUUUUCCCAUUAUUUUAUUCUUGUGUCAUUUUUGACUUCAUGACUGGUUAACUUAAAACCAGGUUUUGUUAUCAGCUCUCAGAGCACUUGAGAAUUAAUGUCAGCUCAUGUCGUAUGCGUGAUCUGUAGAUACAGAAAUUGAUCGGCAACAAUUAGGACUACAACCCUGGUCAAAACAUCUUGAGACAUGAGGAAAUUAGGUGCUAAUUCGCACGCUUCUAAUUAAACUGGUAUUUUCCAUCUUACACAUGAUCGGAAAUGUUGUUGUAAGAGCCUAUUUCUGUCGUCUCCUCCCCCCUCCCCUCUUCCCUCAGCAAUGUUGAUUGUGUUCAAAAAGACUUAAAUGUAUGACGUCAACACUGCACCGAGGGGGAGAAGAGGGAAAGUGCGUCAUUUUGACCAACUUUUGCGUUCGUGGCCCCAGCGUUUUUAUCAGGGUUUUAGAUGUAAAGUAGUUAACAUACUUGGGCUUUUAUUUGCUAAUUUAUGUAAUUUACAUUAAAAGAUAUUGGUGAAUCGAGCCGACAAGUUGUCAUGUCAAAAGAGGAAAUAGUUAGCAUCAACCUGCUGGAGGCGGCCAUCGCCCAAAGAAAGUUCUUAAAGCUUGUAGAUGAACAUCCAUGCCUGUAUGUUGGCCCACAUGUUCAAAACGCAGUCAGAAGGUAUGACUGGAGUGUACUUUUUGAACCUUAUUAAAACCGCCUGGUGAAGCCAGGGACAUGGGAGAAUAUUUUUAUUCUCCUUUUCAUCUUGUCCAGCCUUAAAAACUCUCUAAAUAUAUUUUGAAGGCUGCCAUUUGAAAAAAGGGUGGUGAAAUUGUAAUAACGACCAAAAUAUGAGAGGAGGCACGGUUUUACAGGGCGACUUUCGUUACCCCGGGUACAGGCGCUCCCCUCCUCUCAGAAAAAAAAACGGGUCUCUCUCCCCGGGGGCAGGCUACAGAGGCUAGGAAUUUGAUAAAUAUUAAAGACCAAAUUCAGGGGUACCCAACGAGAAUAUAGUUCAAAGCACUUAAACAUAGCAUUGUUGAACGUAUUUUAGUAUUUAAACCGUAGAUAUAGGCAUAUUUUUAUCCCCUAGUCUAGUGAUGUGAAAAUUAUAGGGAUCAAAACUUACCUUUUCAAAAAUUUCAGCCAGAAAACUGAAGGCUCCCGAAAAUUCUGGGUGACCUUUUCAGUGUAAAAAUCCGUUCAAAAUGGGCAAUAAUACCAUUUUUCAGAAGUUCGAAAAUCCUAGGAGAGGCAGGCAAGCAAGACAUUUACAACAAAUGUUCCGAAAAAUCUGGAUCUUAAAUCGUCUUCCGAACAGAUAUUUUCCAAGCAUUGUCGUUGGGUGCCCCUGCAAAUUCAUAUUUGGGACUAGAGAGGAGAGACUCCAUCUUCCUACGUAAUUUCUGGCUGCAAGCUAUGGCAAAGAACCUAAACAUAGACGAAGCAAAAAUAAUUCUUAGUAAGUGCACGUGACUUGCAAACAAAGCGAAAGGCAAGGAUAUGAUUGCAGACUACAUUGCACUGGUAUGGAUGGGGCUUCAUGGGUCGUAAGGACUGCAUCUUGGAUCAGCCAUCUGAAAUAAAUUUUUUUAAAAGUGGGAUUAACUGAAUGCAUACAUGUUAAAUCAACUAUAUUUAAAUUCAGGGCACCACCCCUUCUCUUAUCACCUGCCUUGACAGGGUUAUUAUUAAUUUUUUUUUUCAAGUAGUUUUUUACAUUGGAUGUUUCUAUUUUGGGUUUAGAUAUGAAGUCUUCUGGCUUCCACUAAUCGCUGAGUUCCCAGAUGCAACAGUUGCUGCUCCUCUUGACAUUGCUUGGGUUUGGCACGUGCAUAUGCUUUCACCUCUCGCUUAUGAAAGGGAUUCCAACGAGAUUGUCUCAACAUUGGUGGACCAUAAAAUCCUUGUAGGAGAAGAGCGUGAAGCUGGACUUCAAAAGGCGAAGCUCCUAUGGUACCAACUGUACGGCAAUGAGCCCUUUGAAGUUGACCUGUCAGCCCCUGCCAGUAUCGUACCUCACGUGUCAAGAAUCCAAUAUGAUAUCGUGGCUGGAUGCAGUCGCCAGAGAGUCUUUUACUAUCAGGUUUCCUUACCUCAUUAUGGGGACAGGAAGUUUCUUAAAGAAGCUGUUGAAAGAUACAAACAGCAUCUGCGGUUCGCUCAAAGUCAUCCAGGUACGUUCCUGGUCCCGUGUUUUGACUCCGAUCUCAUAUGGCAUGCGCACCAAGCUCAUCCGCUGGCUUACAGAACUGACAGUAUGAAGUUCCUGGGGAAAGUUCUUGGUCACGAUGAUUCUGUUAACGAUCGCCAGCCAGGCUCGAAACGUUCCACAUCCGCACAAACAACAAAGCAGCUGUGGUCAGCUGCUAACAUGGAAUAUGAAAGAAAUGGAAGCUUGUAUCGAGGUGAACCUCCAUUAACCAUUGAAGAACGUGGUAAGCACGUCGAUUACUCUUCGAUGUUGAUAAAUGAGUACUCAAUAGAUGUUCUGGAGAUAGAGAUUGGAAUUUCUGAAUCCAAUUGGUAUGAACUGAGAGUUGAUGUAAGCAAAAAAGACAGUGGAAACGUCUUCAUCGUGAAGAAAUUUAAAGGACCUGCUGCCCAUAUUUUUCAUCCUCCUCCUGAUCGUCCUUCAACGUUCGUAUGCCGAAAAGAAACCAACAAUUUCUUUCAGGUAUGAUGGCAUUCUAAACUUCUAGAGGUCUUAGUCGAUCCACAAAUCAAUCAAUCAGUCAAUCAGUCAUGGUUUAUUUUUUAUAUUUUCCCUCAAAGUUUCUUUACAGGAGAUAUAUUACUCCAUAAAACAUGAAUAGGAAUAUAUGAAAUGACUCACGUAGACGGUGAAUGAACGAGUGACCAAAGCAAAUCGAGCCCUGACCCAUGCGAUUGACUGGAUGCUAAGUUCUGUCCUAUCCAUUAAGCUGAUCAAGCAAACGAGAGACCUAAUCUAUUUGUCUAAUCACAAACUUAUGAUUGAAAUAGGUCGAUAUCAGGUCGAUCAUGUGCCCAUGUGGAAUCCGGAAUCUUGGAAAUUGUUGCCUGUGGAAUCCGGAACACGGCUGUGGGAAUCAAAAAUCCCACUAAAAAUUAGAAUCAGGAAUCCUGGGCCUUGGAAUCCGGAAUACACGUGUGGGAAUCAAGAAUCCCACUAAAAAUUGGAAUCCAGAAUCCUGGGCCUUGGAAUCUGGAAUACACCAGUAGGAAUCCAGAAUCCCACUAACAACUGUAAUCCGGAAUCCAAGUUCCACUGAAAAAGAUCUGGAAUCCAGCAAUUGGAUUCCGGAAUCCACGGCGGGAAAUCCAGAAUCUGAGACUGUCUUCGAUUCCCUUAUAUAGGGCGAAUUGUGUGAAUCAAACCAAGUUGAAAAUGAGACCCAUUUCCUGUUUCAGUGUUAGAAAUACUCUGCACAGUGGCAGAGUAGCCUAAGUAGCUGCUACUAUGUUAUGGUGCCAUUCUUGAUUGGUUUCUGGUUAAUGUAACUUGUCUUUGAAAAGAAUCCUGUUAAAUAACUCAGAAAUGUGUACUUGUUUACGGCACAGGUUGAAAUGUACCGGAAACGUCGACUUGGGUGCUGUUUUGUGGGAAUGGCUGAGGAAUCAGACCAACGUUGCCUUUUGAAAUUGGAGCCGUUCAUACAGAGACGUCUUGAGGCUCCACAGGUCAUAACACAGAGGGAGUAUUUCUCAAGUGAAAACUAUGUUAAAAUUACUGCUGUUGUCCAUCCGCCUUCGCCUAGAGAGUAUCGGUUUAGAAUCAAACCGGAGGAAGGUCUAAGGGAAAUGAGUGACGCUGCAGCCAUUUUAAGCACUCCAAUGUUAUCUGUCUUCAAGACCUUAUCUUUUACGCCAUCGGUAGAAUGCCAGCUGCAGAAGGUAUUUGACUUCCAUGAUCGCCUGGCUUUUUCGUGUCGAGUAAUGCACAAGGGGGGAAUGGGACGAGGAAAUCACCCAGUGUCUGUAGUAGUCAUCAACAAUGCUGGAGAUAUUGUAAGUACAGCACAUCUUCUCGAAAGGAGUACUCUUCCAAGCUGGAAGCAAGUCAUGAAUGACCGGAAAGGAUGUUGUACCCUAGAGGAUAACGAAAGAGCUAUGUUGAUUCGAGGACGUAAAGAUUGGGGGAUCUGUAUCGGUAGGUGGAAAAAUCAAUGUGCCAUAAAAUUCUUUUCUCUUAUUGAGAAACAAGAAUGGAAAUCUGUUGUAUCUAACCCCGAAGAAUUUUCGAUAGAGCUCAGCAAUAAAAUGCCCUUUCGUGUGGACCUUAGGAAUGGUAUCAUUGUUAUUCCUCCAGAUGUUUCUUACAUACCAGAAACAAUUGCACUUGGGUUUGCUAUUGCAAUCCUCUUUGUCCUUUGUCAGCCAAUUUUAAACGAAACACUUUAUUAUGACCCAAGUUGUCGUUGUAGCAAUUACCCUACAAAGAUAAAAAUUCCGGGAAACUUGAGGUUCGCAGUGGCAGUCGGUUACGACGCCGACAAGUUUAAGAAUCACAUUAUAAGAACCACUUGUGCAAGAUGUUUGGAAUCGCAUAGGAGGAAAAUGGAAAGGGAAUGGGAGAGGAAAAGGGAAAUGGAAAGGAAAAGGGAAAGGGAAAGGAAAACUUAUUCUAGAACAAUAGUUUCUACUUCAGUAUUUAUUGGUGGCGGUGGCUGUGGUGGCGGUGGCUGUGAUGGCGGUGGAUGUGGUGGCGGUGGCUGUGAUGGCGGUGGAUGUGAUGGCGGUGGAUGUGGUGGCGGUGGAUGUGGUGGUUGCUAAAAUGAUCACGGAAAUGCUCAAAAUAGUGGGUAACGAUGAUGAUAACACUGCUGGUGUUGUAUUGCGAUGAUCAUGAUUGAUGAUCGAUGGUGAUGACGAUGAGGAUAAUGCAGCCUAAAUGAGAUCAACCAACUAAAGAAGGCUAGCAACUGAAGGUGAUAAAAUGAACAAACAGGAACAUUGAUGAAACCUUUACAAAGCUACUCUUGCAUGGAAAUUAAUGUCGUUAAAGUCCGUUUUAAUAUGAGGUAUUCCUCGAGAACAUUAAGUAAUAAGAAGUUUAUUAACCACAGCUUGCAACUUUUGAACACAAAUUGCUUGUUCUUUCCAGGUUAUGAGUGGACACAUUUUAUGAUUAGGCAAAAAAUAUUUGAAAUUCCGCCAUUUUUUCAAACCCGGCCAGGGGAUCUGGGCAAAAACGUUCACGCAUGUUCAUUACGUUUUUCCGCCCUGAAGGCUUGCGCCGCAUUUCUGCGUUUACUAAUUAACAGAAACUGGAAACUGCUUAAUAAUAAAAAUUAUUAAUAAAGUUCUCUUUACAGAUGGCCUAUGUCACGUAAUGUGGUUUUCAAUAGGGCACUGCAUAAAAAGCUAAAAACUACAGUACUAAAAAUUACAAGAUAUUAAAAUAGGUGAACUAAAAAAGCGUCACACUAAGCUAACGUAUUGAGAUUUAAAAUCAUUACCAGAAAUCGGCGACAUUUAGCUUCCGCGAAGUAUUUGGCACGCGGUUUCAAAUUAUCAAGAUGGCGGCAUAAAGAAAGCAGUACGUAGAAAAAACAAGGACUGAAAUGACACACUAUCAAAGGAUUUGAAUCAAUUUAAUUUCUUUUUUGAGGUAGUCAAUACAAGGGAGAAUGAAAAAGGGGAAACUAGAGUCCGGGCUCCUGUUCGAAUGACGAUUUUAGAGAGAAGAAACAACUUCGUUUCAUGCGUGACCAGGCAGAUUAAAAAUAAUUUUCAAAAAUCAGGGCCCACAGUACACUUAGCCAGCGAUAUUCUGUAUAAUAACCAUAAUAAUAAUCAUAUAUGAAGCGCCUACCUGCAAAGACGGCGAUCAAAACAAACUGGCGAUAGAAACCCUACUUUUCACAAGGAAUAAUAAGCGCAAUGGUGCGUUUUGUACCGCUUAUAUCGCAGAAAUGGAUGUAUUUUUACUUCUUUUAUCGCAAAUUUUGCGGCCAUUUGGGGAAUGGAUCAAGGCUGAUUUUUAUCACGUUUUAAAGUUUGAACAUCGAUCGAUGAUUAGAGAGGUCGGCACCAAGGAUUCACAUCAACGAAAUGUUCUAAAAUGUGGAGAGAAGUUAGGCACCUCUAAGCUUUUUUGAAAGAAUUAGAGAGCUCAAGGAACUGUAAUAGCCGUUCGUAAAAUGUGUUGUUUGCGGCCCGUUGGCGAACUUUCGAGAGACCAAAACUACCGUAAAUAAUGAUAUGGUACGUACACUUUACAUUUAGAGGUCGGCAAAUGUCGUGUGUGCUACUUCAGAUCUGAAAUUUCCACUUCUUCAAUUUUCUCCAUACAUUUCUCUAUAACCAUCGGCGGCCAUUCUUAUAGAGCGGAAGGUCUGGGUCGAGUCUGGGCGUCCGCCAUUUUGUCUUAAAUUUCUGGUAAUGCUUUAAGUAAUGAAAUUUUAAAAGCAUUUUAAGGCAGACAUCUCAUGUCUUCAGGAAGGGAAUUCCAGUCUGUCAAUACACUAUUAAAGAUCUGAGUAGAGCCCAGUUCGUGUUUGAUCUAAUAAAUCUAAUAGUUUCCUUGGAGCGGGUGUUAUUAUAGCUAUGAUAAUCUGAGUCUCGAGUAAUCAUACUGUUUCUUUCACUGUCAUUAGUAAAAUUAUGCAUAAAGAACAUCGUUGCAUUAAUCUUCUGUUUAGAUUCAUUCAGUUCAGAUCUAAAAGUGCUUGAGUUGACGAAGAAUGCGUCGCUCGAUCCAGAACUAGCAUGGCUGCUUUAUUCUGAAGAACUUGGAUAGAAUCCAUUAAAACUAUGUUAUUUUUGUAAACCCAUACGAUACUUGCAUAUUCAAGAAUAGGAAUGACCAUUGUUGACACAUAGAUCCUUCUUGCAUAAACUGGGAGAAGAUGCUUGAUUCGUUUUAAGACACCUAGUCUCGUUGCUAUUUUACUUUGUAGUUGUUCAAUGUGGUCAUGCCAAGUAAGAUGCCGGUCUAU